Messenger RNA from Fusarium vanettenii 77-13-4, 900 nucleotides. RefSeq lists its product as uncharacterized. The transcript has 2 exons. Bases 1 to 900 code for a protein of 299 amino acids. NCBI's taxonomy places the organism in Eukaryota, Fungi, Ascomycota, Sordariomycetes, Hypocreales, Nectriaceae. The record is from RefSeq and is a predicted model, not a curated record.
AUGCGAAUACAAUUGAGUCAAGAAAAACGCGCCACGAGCAGGGCAUCUUUUGGGCCGAUUGCCUCCCUUGGCAUGCAGAAGGGGGAAUCAUCAGAGUUUCCCUUUGAUCUCGGGGUGAACCUCGUCUUCCCACGGCCCAACGAGACAUACCGUCCGGUCUACCCCUUCCCCGUUGUCUUUGCCAUCACCGGGGCGGCCGAGGCCUGGCCUUACCAGUUCAGAUUCACGUGGGGGCUCGAGGGCAACCACAGCGGGCCCAUCCAUGUCGACGACCGGCCCAUGGCCUCGGGCGAGCUUCCGGAGAAGACCUUCUUCACCGAGGGCCAACUCGAAUUGGCUGAAGAGCCGUAUUACUUUAUUGUCGGUACAGACCUGCUUGCCAACUCGACUUCUACGGAAUGGUUAUUUGAUUGGCGAUUGGAGGUCUCUGAUGACUGUGAUCCUGAAGAGUAUGGUAAAAGCUUCUCGAGAGUCGGCCACAUGAACUUUUCCAGCUCCCCAAGUGGUUCUUUACCCAACAUGGCCGCAAACCCUGGAAAGCCGUGUCCUCUCGAAGUCCUGCAUCUUAGAUUCUUGGAGAAUAAGAUAACCCCUGAGGAUGUCAAGAGAUAUCGAUACUCGAACAGCUGCGUGGUGUUGACUGACCAGGAGGGAUCUGGAGACCCGUGUAAGAUUGAUACCGGGUCCAAAUUGGAGUCACUCGUUACCGCCAAGAUGCUCGAGACUGCUUCAUGUCCAACCAACCAGUCUUGGCCAGAUGAAGAGAACCUCCAUGGCCCAGAGUCAUGCAGCUUCCUGUAUCCCGAGUCAGCCGAGGAGGAUGCGGCAAAUGUUCUAUCGCACUCGACGGCCUUUUUAGUAGUUCUCGGAACCUUUGUCUUGGGGUUUUGCGUCCUGUGA